AUGGCCGGAGCACCGCCAAAGCCUCCGCGGCUCCCACACUUCGCUGACGAAGAUGCCUUUGCGGACUUCUUGCUUGCUAGGCUGGCGAAGGGAUUUGGGCCGGCCUUCGUGGCCUUGCUGACCGAAGCUUACAGGGAGUUUGAGCCCAACCUGGCCAAGUAUGUCCUGGACAGCGAGACUGGUAACGGCUGUGGCUACCGGGCUCUGGCACAGGUUGCAUCCCAGCAGGGUGUCGCGGUCUAUUUGGGCAUGGUGAGGUUGGGCCCAACAAGACCAGUAAGGUGGAGAUCUGAUUGCACGGAGAUACUACAUCCGCGAGGACAGGAUUUUCUCGGACUUGCAGAGGAACAUGUGGCUGACCUUUGUGCACGGCGGCCGGCUCUCCAACAUAGACAUAGGCUGGAAUGGCCUGGAUGA
This is a messenger RNA of Symbiodinium pilosum, 417 nucleotides long. NCBI's taxonomy places the organism in Eukaryota, Dinophyceae, Suessiales, Symbiodiniaceae. The record is from the annotation of a GenBank genome assembly.